This is a messenger RNA of Epinephelus fuscoguttatus (brown-marbled grouper), 5389 nucleotides long. Its product is annotated as inactive dipeptidyl peptidase 10. Gene Ontology annotation, molecular function: dipeptidyl-peptidase activity; serine-type peptidase activity. NCBI's taxonomy places the organism in Eukaryota, Metazoa, Chordata, Actinopteri, Perciformes, Serranidae. Gene Ontology annotation, biological process: proteolysis. The record is from RefSeq and is a predicted model, not a curated record. The transcript has 26 exons. The coding region runs from base 484 to 2853 and encodes 789 amino acids.
ACCAAUAAAUAGAGAAUGAAGACAGGAAAAAAAAGAAGAAAAACGUCGGACUUCCGGUUACAACUUUCAAAAUAGAAUCCAUACGAGCAAAGAAACCGUUAUUUCUUGGGAUUAUGUAGGUGGAAAAAUAACGACUUGUGUCUGUAAGCCCAUUUUAUGGACUUUGGCUGCCAGUGACAAUAUACUGCUGCCGAAAGGAUUGCUGAACCAGCUGAAGUCGCCUGGAAUAGCCAUGCACCCAACCUCCUGUCAUGAUUAAUUUCUGAGCCAAUCAAUAGCCUAAGAAGAUUGGAAAUAGGCGAAUGAGUGAGCGAGAGUCACCCGUGCAGAGCGAGGGAGAGAAAGAGAGGGAGAGAGAGCAUCAGCCCAGCGAGGACAAACUUGCAAGAAGCAGAGCAUGCAGAAAAAGCUCCGCAAGACAACAGUGCAGCCGCUCGGCGGGGUUUGAAGCUACAGAGGCAGCAGAGGUUGUUGCGGAUUACAAUGAUUGCCACAACUCAACAAAACAUGACCACUGAGCUGGACCUGGGGAGUUCAGACGGUCCCCCACGGAACUGGAAGGGCAUAGGGAUUGCCAUGGUGGUGAUCCUGGCUGUUAUGUCUCUGGUCAUUCUCUCCGUCAUCCUCCUCACGCCUGAUGAAUCUCACUUGUUACUCCGUUCCCAUCUCACCAUGGAGGAUUUGGAGAGUGAUGAGUUCAAAGUUCAUGACCCCUGUGUGGCGUGGUUGAACGAAAACGAAGUGGCUCUCCGCACCAGAGAGGGACACGUCCUGUCGUUCAGCCUCAACAGCAAUCUCACCUCGACUCUGGUGGACAACAGCUCCCUGGACCUGACCACCACUAAAUUCCAAGUGUCUGCAGACAAGAGGUUUGUCCUCUUGGCGUAUAACAUUCGACCGGUGUUCUCUCAGUCCUUCACAGCCUCCUAUGCUAUCUACAAUGUGGCUAAUGGGGAGCUGCUGGAGCUUAACCCUCUGGAGAGGGAGAAAGCAGCGCUACAGUAUGCUUCCUGGGGGCCUCAGGGGAGCCAGCUGGCCUAUGUGUUUGACGGAGAUAUCUACUACAAGCCGAGUGUGACCAGCAAAGCCCUGCGUCUCACAACCACCGACCUGGAGCAGACUGUGGUGAACGGGCUCUCUGACUGGACUUAUGAAGAGGAAGUGCUCUUGACAUAUGUGGCUCACUGGUGGUCUGUGGACGGGGCCCGGCUGGCAUACCUAACCAUCAACAACUCUAACACACCUGUGAUGGAAAUACCUCACUUCUUGGGUGGCCUCUAUCCCUCCAACGUCCUUUUCCCCUACCCCAAGGCUGGCUCAAGUAUUCCAUCAGUCAGUCUGUUUGUGGUGAAUCUUUAUGGUCCAGCUCACACUCUGGAGAUGAUGCCUCCUGACUCCCUCAGGGCCAGAGACAGCUACAUCUCCAUGGUGACUUGGAUCAGCAGCACACGCCUCGCGGUUCGUUGGCUGAAUCGAGCCCAGAACCAAUCAGUGCUCUGCGUGUGCGAGGCUACCACAGGGGCCUGCUCGGAGAAGCACAAAAUGGCCAUGGACAUAAUGCAAAACCAACGACAGGAUGUGCCGCUGUUUUCAGCAGACGGCUCUGUGUUCUAUACAGUCCUGCCAGCGAAACAGGGCGCUCGUGGAGAGUUUCACCACAUCGCCGGCCUCUCAGCCCAGCCUGCCAUCCCCUCCGUCCCCCCUCGCUUCCUGACAUCGGGGAGCUGGGACGUCACCGUGCUCUGCGCCCUUGACGAGAAGGCUGGAAAAAUCUAUUUCCUGAGCACAGAGGAAUCCAGACAAAGCAGACACCUUUACAGUGUGGACCUGGAUGGAGUGUUUCAGCGCCACUGCGUCUCCUGUAACCUCAUAGAUGGAUGUCGCUUCUUUAGAGCUGAAUUCAGCCCCAAUCAAACCCACUUCACCCUCUACUGUCUAGGCCCAGGAAUCCCUAAAGUGACGGUUCACAGUACAAAGGACCCCUCCAGAUACGUCGUAUUGGAGGAUAACAGCCCUCUGUCUAGAGCUCUGGAGGACAAGAGGCUCCCUGAGACUCUGUUCAGGACACUCCCAGCAGAAAACCAUGACCUACACCUGAAAUUAUCUCUACCUCAGGGUUACGAGGCCAACCUGCACCCUCUCCUCAUCAUUGUGGACGGUGUGCCCGGCAGUCAGUCAGUGACAGAGGAAUUCGCCCUCGACUGGCCUCAGGUCCUCUCCGGCACACACAAUGUGGCCUUGGCCUGGGUGGACGGCAGGAGUGGGGUCGGACGUGGACAGAAGACCACCGCUGUGGAUUCACGCAAGCUUGGCUCAAUCAGAGUCAAAGAUUAUCUGGGAGUUGUAGAGUUGUUGAUGCAACUACCAUACAUUGACGAUCGCCGGAUGGUCCUCUACGGCAAGGCAUUUGGAGGUUAUUUAACUCUCAAGAUGUUAGCUGCAACAGAUAAGCUGUUUCAGUGCACGGCUGCCGUGGCACCAAUAACUGACUUCAGGCUUUAUAGUGCUGCAUUCUCAGAAAGGUAUCUAGGCCUUCCAGCAAAGGAGGAGCACGCUUACUCGACUGCCUCUUUGCUUGAGGAGGUUAACAAGCUGAAAGAUGAGAACUUCCUUAUUCUACAUGGAACCGCAGAUGCGAGAGUACACUUCCAGCACAGCGCUGAGCUCCUGAGCCGACUGGUGAAGGUUGAGGCCAACUACUCGCUGCAGCUGUACCCAGACGAGGGCCACGUCCUGAGAGAGCCGCGCAGCAUCCAGCACUUCCAGCGGACAGUGGUGAACUACCUCCAGACCUGCUUGAAGCACAGCAUCCUCAUAGAGCCCGUAGAGGACGACGAGGAAGAAGACGACUGAGCUCAGAGCCCCUUCCAUCCUUCUGGAGGGACUAUCUUUGGACUGUAUGCCAUCUUAUGCAUUACUUUGGGUCGGAUUACCAGGCACAAGAGCACAGGAGUGGGGACCAAACACAUCAGAUCACCUCCUGCAACUUCUGGAAAAAUUGAUGUACUGUAUACCUUGUUGCACACGAUUAUUUCUGCUGUUAUACUGUAUAUUUAAGGCCCUGUUUGUUUACAAAAUCCACUUGAGAUGACGUGGACUGGAAGGCUACUGAUUCUGCCAAAGGUUUACAAAGAUUUUAAAAACAUGCAUGUCGUAAUGGCUGCAUGAUGUGGAUUAGUUUACAUUGCAUUCUCUGUGUUUCGCAGAUCUAAAUCUGGCCCAUCAGGGUUAAAAGUGCAAAAUCUGCCGACAGCCGGGAACCCACUGGACGACUUAAAAAAACUCCCUAGGGACUGUUCUUUAUUUAUCAGAGGAGGAGGGUGGCUGGGGGUGGCUUUGGUUUGUUUUUGGUCAAAUUUUAAACGAGACAUGUAGAAAAAAGUGAUUUUUAAGAUGGAAGCCUUUGGGCUCAUUUAUGCUCAGUGUUAGUUACGGACACGAACGGAGCCUUCUGUCCGUACUCUGCUUUCAUUUCGUCCAUAUUUGUGAACGAUUGCUAAAAGCUUACAGAUAUGGAUGAAACUGAGCUGUACGAUUGAAGAGUGUGGAGACAGUGUAGUGUCUUUCAAGCGAAAUAUUGUCUUGCUCACCAGACCUUUCUUUUCUUGAGAAAGAUCUUGAGAAAGGUUUGGCUGGGCCGACUCUCACUUAAAGAUUGGAGAAAAAACGCCCCGGCUGCUUGUAUUUCUUUCAACCAAUCACAAUCGUUCUGGGCGGUGCCACAGCAAAGGUUUUUGGUGUAACACGCCCACAAAAAUAUUGCAAAAAUUAGUAAAGGAUGUGUUGAAAACGGUUGAAAACUGCUACACAACCGGAGGUGGUAGGGCGGGACUUAAGCGGGUGGCUCGUUCCGCCCAAUGAGAGGCUGAUCUGUGCAGCGAACUUCCGCCCACUCAGGCUAAGCGAAAUAUGACCAUAGGAGACCACGGAUACCUUUAAAAAAUGACAGAACAAAAUGAAUUGGUAAUACAGGGAAAAGAAUUCUCCGUCCACAUGUCGCAAUGUAUUUAAUGGCCUCACAGAACACCGCCAUCUACGCCUCAACCUGCCUCUGUUAGAAGCUACAUUAUCACCGUCGCCUCGUUUGUUAUUGUGAGAAACUUGUGACUCCGCCGUCUUGUUUCAUCUAUUGGCUAUAUUUAUCCCAACAGAAGGAUGCAUGGACGUAUGAGGGCAGGGAAGUUUACAACAUUUAAAAUGAGUGUAUCUAUUUUCGUACAUAAAGGGAGCAUAAAUGAGCCAUUAGUCGCACAUGAUGUGCUCGUGGACCAUCAGAAUUUGAAAUCCAGCCAUAAUUUCUGUUUUUUUGUUUGUUUGCUUUGAUUCUCUUUUUAUUUAGUCAUUUCAGGGACCAGUCAGAAAGCAGAAAAUAACAUCAAAGUGUGUUUCAGUAUGUGAUACGGAGGCCAAAAUGGACUGAUAAAGUAAAUAUAAAUAUAGGUAUGAUCAUUUCUGUUUAUACAGUUUGUGGCUAUGAUAAAAUUUAAUCCCUCCCCAGUGCUUAAAAAUUUAUUUGACACGCCUCCCCCAUUUUGCAACCCCCCCUCCUCCCUCAGAAAAAAGAGCAGUCCCUUAACGAUACAACUAUGACACAUUUAACAACUGCAUAAAAUGCUUGAAAUUUUCCAUACAGAUUUCUGAAUAAACCAGCACAGACCACAGGAUCUCUUUCAGCUCUAUGCAGAUUCCAGUCAUACAAAAUUAAACAACUGAUAAAAGACAUCUGACUUCUAAUCUCCAAGACUUUAAAACUGGCCCUACUGCUCGCUGUUCUGGGCUGUUCUACUCCCCACCGUCUUCAAGAUGUCGUAAAAUCAGAGUCAUUUUGGGUCUUUUCCUCAGUGUGUUCCCGGCUCAAAUAAAGUUAAAUGAAGCAUAUGGAUCAUUCUAAAUGUGCCAAAUACAUUUUGUGGACUUUGUGGACCACUGGUUUUAUUAGCAUUACUUGCAUUAUGUGAUUAAGAAUGAGUAUGCAACUGUGACUAUUUACAACACAAGCUACGAAUCAAGGACCAUCACAAGAACGUCUACAUAGAUCUGUCUAUUUACUGUAUUUGGAAGACCAGUAUGUUUCUGUUUUGGUACAUCUCGGCAUUUCUUGUGUAUUGCAGAAUUAAAUUACUUCUUUGGACAAACUGUUGAGCCAUUGCAUUCCAGUCCGCAUAGGUAGGUGGGUUUGACCAUCAAACUGUCAGCCAAACCAUACUGGUAAACUGCAUGCAGUUGGUUUGGAAACGAAUGCCCUUGACUCUAGACGACCGGCUACUCCUUUUUUCCAACAAUCCUUGACAAUAAAGUUUGAACUUCUUGUUUUACAGCAAUAAUCUACCUUGGUUCCUUCACCAAUCAUCAAGACUGUAAUCUAACGGAGCCAUUUGGAGGGCUAAUU